Molecule: messenger RNA, 3957 nt
Organism: Brassica rapa (field mustard)
Lineage: Eukaryota; Viridiplantae; Streptophyta; Magnoliopsida; Brassicales; Brassicaceae
Biological process (GO): RNA processing
Molecular function (GO): RNA binding; nucleotidyltransferase activity
Source: RefSeq, a predicted model, not a curated record
UUAGCCGUAUUUUUUUCUAUGCUGCGAGUCUCUUGUACAUCUUUUUCUAUUAAGUCCCAUAUAAUUUCACUUUUUGGUACUCGAAAUCCGGACAUCAGUGACAAAACAUGAAUGAAUUUUUAAUGGCGGCUUAAAAUUUGAAACAGAUAAUUUUGGUUUAGCAAUAUAAAACCCAGAAACCCGGGGAUGGAAACACAAAAUUUCGGUUAAGAGAUAUAAAACAAAACAAUCAGGGUUGGUUAUUGAACGGAACCGAACUGAACUCUGGUUCGGUAGGUUAAAGUACAGACGGUCUGGAUUAGACUCUGAAACCUAAAAAAAUCGCAACUCCGCCACCGAACCUGCAACGAUAGUGUUCUACUUGCGGCUUAAAGAGCCAUGAUGUGACGCCUAUGCUAUGUCGGGUCUAAUUAAGCGUAGAGGAAGCGCCUUCUUUCGUUCUCAAACCCUAGCCGCCAUUUACUCCAAGUUACAAAGGAGUAACUGCACGCUUGCUGAGGGAGUCAUGGAGAAGUGUUCAGUUAUUGAUGAAGACAUAAGUUCAGUUGAUACAUCAAAGUGGAAGAAGGUACGAGCAAUUGACUGUGGGAUUAGAAAUUCAAUGGUUCCUGAGUCCUCUUUGAAUGUCUUGAGACUCCUUAGACGUCAAGGUUUCGAUGCAUAUCUUGUGGGUGGAUGUGUGAGGGAUUUGAUACUCCAUAGACCGCCAAAAGACUAUGAUGUGAUCACUACAGCUAAUCUUAAACAGAUCCGGAGGUUGUUUCACCGUGCUCAGGUUGUUGGGAGACGGUUUCCUAUUUGUCACGUGUGGAUGAAAGGCUCGGUGAUUGAGGUGUCCAGUUUCAAUACCGUGGCACAAAAUGACACUGAGCAUGAAAAUGAUACGCGGGAGUCCAAAGAGAAAAUCAACCUAUUCAAAAUGUAUUCUGGUUGGGAUGCAAAAGACUGCAAUCUCUGGAGGAACAGCUUGCAAAGGGAUUUCACAGUUAACAGUUUGUUCUUUGAUCCUUUUGAGCUUAAAAUUUAUGACUACAACAAUGGAAUGGAAGACUUAAAGGAUCUAAAGCUACGUACACUCGUCCCAGCACAUGUAUCUUUCAGUGAAGAUUGUGCUAGAGUUCUCAGGGGGUUAAGACUCUCAGCUCGAUUGGGUCUAUCUCUUUCAAAGGAUAUUAAGACUGCACUACCUGAAUCUAUAUCGUCCAUUGCGAAUUUGAGCCCGGUUAGAAUAUUCAUGGAGAUGAAUUACAUGCUUGGAUAUGGAGCUGCUGCGCCUUCCAUCCUUCUUCUCAUGAAGUACAAGCUACUUCACGUUUUGCUUCCUUUUCAAGCAGCUUACCUGGAACAAGCUACUAAAACAUCUCAACAAAGUUCCUUAAUGCUAAUGAAGUUAUUCUCCAAUAUGGAUAAAUUGGUUUCCUGCAAGCAACCUGCCGACUCCCGACUAUGGAUUGCGUUGUUGGCUUUUCACAUCACACUAGUGCGUAACCCUCAGGAGGCUAUUGUACUGCACGCUUUCGCCUCGCUUCUCUACCACAGAAACUGGAGGGAAGCUCUCAGAUUCGCUAGAGAAAAUGAAAACUCAGUAGCUGGAUACGUCCCUGAGGUAUCUAAAAAAUCUUCGAGGAAGAGAUCCGAUGAAGAUCUCGCGGAAGCAGUCUCGGAAUUCGCAUCUCUGUUAAGAGAUACUCAAUAUGUUCUCACUGAUAUGGAGUCUCUCCACGAAGCCUUAUACCAUUUCCCGUCUUUCAAACGCUCUGGUCUGGUGUUUGUAUCGAAGAACAAGGGGAAACAGCUAGCGGAUUUGUUUACGGGAAUGAGUGACGUGGAAUCAUAUGAAAGCGAAAAACAUGGUUUCUCUAUUGACUAUUGCUCACUUGGGAAGGGAGUUACAUGCGAAGUAGGGUUUGUUCUUGGCAAAAUCAUUCUGGACACCAUCAUCGAACAGCCAACUCCGGUCGAGAAGAAACAGAGCGCCUUAGAUCAGAUUGUUCCAUCAGCUUGUAUGGAGGAGAAGAAGGCUGAGUUGGCCAUUUCUAAGGAGGAUAACAAAGGUCUAGGGCAAGUUCAUGACUCAAAGGUAUCAUCUGUUUUUAAGGCUCACCAAAAGAUUUUGAAGAGGAUGAGAGAAAACAGUGAGCACAAGAAUGAGCAAGAGUCUGAGGUUUGUCCGGACUCGACCUUGUCUGGUCAAGCAAAGAAUCAAGAUCAGUCUGUAGUCCAGGAACCUAAGCGGCUUCGGCCUCACAAAGAAGCACUAGUCCCAGAGGCUCCGAAACAAAAGGCUUCAAAGAGGUCAAAAUCAGAUGAACAAGAGAGUCUCGCUUGUCCAGCAAAGAAUCAGCAUCAGACUGUAGAUCAAAAGAAUAACAAAGGUGGCACUAAACCACUGGUAUCUGAUCCUCCUAAGCAAAAGAGCCGUUUGAAGGAGACACAGAAAGUGAAACACAACGACAUCCCUGUGAGGGAGAUUCAAGAUGCAAAACUCGGCUUCGUCUCUGACAAAUCUAUGAGCGAUCUUCUAAAAGUUCUUGUGAAACCAAGUCAACAAGCGUCAAGCAAAGAGGAGAGCAACUCGUUACCAUCAUCGGAGAAGACAAAGAAACCAAGAAAACUAUCAAGUCUCUUCAGGUGAAGCUGUUCCCUAUACCAAAAGUUGAGGGCUUAAAGCCAAGUCGCGAACCUUCUCCAGAAGGUAUACGUUCCAAUGGCAGUCUCACUCAGCAAUUUUUACAUGUGUACCAUGUAAGCUUGAACCAAUUCGUCUUUCAUCUUGUUUUUGAUUUUGUCUCCGUUAGAUGAUGUUGCAUAAUUUGUAAGGAACUAAAUCAUACGGUAAUAUAGAAGAAGUUAUAAUGAUAAAUCGAAUUCUAAAUUAAGGGAUGUUUUACUCUUUAGAAGUGAUGUGAAUACAGGCUUAAAACACAAAAGUUCAUAAAAAUUCUCACAACUUAUUGAUAUCAAAAUCAAAGACAAUGCAAAGAAUACAUGAACGUCUCAUCAGACAACUUCGAGUAUACAAAGCUCCACCAGCGGCUGUCACACUGAAGGCAAAUGAGUCGGGUCUUAUUUUUGGAUACUAAAACCCAUACUAUGAAUUUGAUAGUGUUUGUGUUUGUAAAUUAGAAAAGAAAGAAUGUCCUAUUACUAAGGAUCCGGAUAGUGUCGUUUAUAUGGUGAGACAUUUUAAAUUAGUAGGAAUCCUCUUUCAUCCCUCUGAACGUGAUGCUUAUAUGAGAACGAUGAUUGCUCACACCAAGGUACAUGGUUUUAAUCAUAGGCUCUCAUUAUAUGUUCCUUUUUUUUCUUAACUGAGGGAGAUAAGUUUUCAGGCCAUAGAUACAAAUAAUGAGUUUUCAUGACGCUGGAGCAGCCCUUGAGGGACGUCCCCCGUGCUGCAGAGCUCACUGAGGUAAAGAAGGUCGUUCACAAACUAAAAGGGAGUGUGAAGAUAAGAACACUUGUUGAUCAAGCAAAUGAAGAUCAAAAGUAAUCCAAGGCUUAACUCAAGUUAGUAUGGUGAGUUGAAGAUGGGUUAAGUUACUUUUGGGACCACAAGGAGGAGCCUCUCCAUUUUGUCCUCUUGUGCAUUAGGUUUGAAGGUGUCUCCACUAUAAAGGGAGGCUGAGAACGUGAGAGAGAGAUUGAGCCACACAAAGAGCUUAGAAGGGUGAGAGAAACAUGUGAGCUUAAGCCUACCUUUGGGUUUUCUCAUUAGAGCAUAGUAAGAUACAUUAGAGUGAGUUCAUGAGUGAUAUGAUGAGUGAAUCACUUGUAUCUUUGUAACUAUGUUAUACCUUCUAGUGGAUUCCGAGCUGUAGUCUCGGGGAGAUGUAGUGACCCUCGUUAACGGGCGCGAACUCCUUAAAUUGUGUGUGUGCUCCCAUCUUCUCCUUCUCUCUAUUCUCUUCUUCAUACUCUCUACAACUCUGUUUUAUGCAGUCUCUAUUUUGGACU